AUGAGUAUAAGUUGCCAAAACGUCAGAUUUUCAACACUCAAAAUAUCAGUGAUUUUAAUUAGUCUGAUUGUUCUGCAACAAUGUGACUUUUCAAAAACAGCAACUUUAUAUAAAUCGCAAGGUGCAAGUGAAUCUUGUCAAAAUGUUUGCACAUCGCUGAGUUGCUUUCAAAAUGCUGCGUUUUACCGUGAAAUUAUGAAGCCUUCUCUAGAUCCUUGUGAUGAUUUUUAUCAAUUCGUUUGUGGUAACUUUAUGGACAAUGUAAAUAUUUCAAAGCAGGCGAAUUCAAUCAACAUUUUUGCUUUGGCACAAUCUCAGAUUUCAGUAAAAUUAUAUUUAAUGAUCAAAGAGAAUGUUAAACCCAAUGAUAUAAGCGCUGUCAGAAAAUUGAAAAACUACUAUCAGAACUGUAUAGAUGAAACUCGUAUGGAAGCAGACGGCACAGAACCUGUUUUAAAAAUCUUGGAAAAUAUCGGUGGCUGGCCCUUAUUGAAUGGUGAUGAUUGGGAUGAAAAUGAUUUUGAUUGGAUAGAUACUGUUUACAAAAUUCACAAUGAAAAAUUCCCGGUCUUUUUCCCGACUAUAAGUGUCACUCUUGAUAAAGAUAACUCUACAAAAGUUUUACCUAAAAUACUGACUGCUGCGACGGAAAUAGAAAAAACGUUCUUUUUGGUCGAUUCGGGGAAAAAGUUGAAAAAAGCUUAUUUUAACUUCAUAGUCAAUAUCGCUGCAACACUAGGUGUAGAUAAAGAUCAAAUUUACGAGGAAGUAAAAGAUAUCUUCGAUUUUGAAAUUAAUUUAUAUAAGAUCGAAACAGAAGAUUCGCAGAAGCAAUCGCAAGAACAAACUAAAAUGACACUCAAGGAAUUAUCUAAAAAUUAUCCAAGUAUUCCAUGGCUGGAAUUAUUAAAUCAUGUUUUUAAUCCAAGUGGUGUUAUUAUCGAUGAAACUGAGGUUGUUAUUAUUGAAGAUCUUGAGUACAUCACAAAACUUGAGAAAUUGAUAGAAAUUACACCUAAACGCGUAAUAGCAAACUAUUUGGUGUGGAAAGUAGUUCAGUCUAGUCUUGGAUAUAUGCCAAGCGAAUUCCGAGUAUUAGAAGCAGAUUAUUUAAACCAAGUAAAUGGAAGAACGCAAACACCUGAUAGAGCUAGUAAAUGUUUAACUGAUGUUAUGAAGGCCUUUCCUAUUGCUGUUAGUGCAAUGUAUGUAAGAGAAAAUUUCGAUCAAAGCAUCAAAGAUGAUGUAAGCGAAAUUGUCAGUAAUAUUAAAAAACAAACUAAAAGAAAUUUAGAAAAGAUAAGCUGGAUGGACGAUCAAACUCGGAAAUCUGCAAUUGAAAAAUUAGAGGCUAUGGGCGUUACGGUUGGUCAUGCUGACGAGUUAAUGGAAGACGAUAAAGUUGAUGGAUACUACAAAGAUCUUGUGAUUAACCCAGGAAGUUAUUUUCACAGUGCUUUUAAUCUUAGUAUGUUUCUCCAAAAUGAAAAUUACAAAAUGUUAAGAAAACCUCUAAAUUUGAGUGAUUGGACUAUGCGUCAAAGUGCUGUUAUUAUAAAUGCGUAUUAUAUGUUACAAAAAAAUUCUAUAGAAAUACCAGCUGGAUUUUUGCAAGGAACGUUUUUCCAAAGACAUAGGCCACAGUAUUUAAAUUAUGGCGCAAUGGGAACAAUAAUCGGUCACGAAGUUACUCACGCAUUUGAUAGCAAUGGAAGAAAAUUUGACAAAAAUGGCAACCUAAAGAAUUGGUGGAAAUCUAACACUGAAAAGGAAUUCUUGAAAAAAGCUCAAUGCAUAAUCGAUCAAUAUAGCAAUUUUACUGUUAACCAAAUUCAGCUUCAUGUAAAUGGAGAUAAGACGCAGAGUGAAAAUAUUGCUGACAACGGAGGCUUCAAAGCUGCUUACCUAGCGUACAAGGAAUGGGCAAAAACUCAAAGAGUUUCUGAAGGCUGUCUUCCGGCUCUCAAUUAUACUCCAGAACAGAUGUUCUGGAUAAGCGCUGCCAGCUCUUGGUGUAGCAAACACAGUUCUGAAUAUUUGAAAAAUCUCGUAACGACUGAUGUACAUAGUCCUGAUAUGUCUCGUGUCAUUAUUUCAUUUUCAAACAUUAAGGAGUUUGCAGAGGACUUUCAGUGUAAACCAAACUCAAGAAUGAAUCCUAAAGAGAAAUGUGUUUUGUGGCUUAGAUGUAUAAGAUGUCCAAUCAAAUUAAAUUGCGGUUUCAUAAUAACCGUAAUAUUAUUAAUCAACUAUUUGGCACUAUCUGUUCAAUCUUCACAAGAUAUUUCACCAAUGGAAGUAGAUUAUGAAGAUUCAUCUAAAAUGGACAUUGAUGAUAGUUCGGCUCUUGAUGAUAUUUGUUUAACAGAGGGAUGCUAUAAUGCAGCGCAAUUGAUUCGUAAUAAUAUAAAUGAAACAGCUGAUCCGUGUAACAACUUUUUUGACUUCGCCUGCGGUGGCUUCGUUAGCAAAGCAGUAGUAUCGGAUAGUAAGCCGGCAACAGGGUAUUUGCAUGUAGUUCAAGAAAAAGUUAUGAAGGAAGUUUCAGAACUUCUUCAGGAAAUAAUUGAUUUAACAGAACCCAGAAUCUUUGAGUUAGCUAAACAAUAUUUUAAAACCUGUUUAGAUCAAACUACUCUGGAAUUUCAUCCUAUCUUUUUAAAACUUGGCUUUAAUCACCAAAGUAUACAAAUAUUCUACAACUUUAUGGUAAACGUUGCUGUUUACUUGGGUGCCCAUAGAGUACGGGCAGCGGCAGAGUUAGCUGAUGUCCUUACUUUUGAAAUGCAACUUGCCAACGCAGCAUCUACAACAUAUUCAGAACCUACUAACAAUUUCACUAUUCAAAAUUUAGAAACCCACAUACCCAUUGUAUCAUGGCUUAAAUACUUAAAUGGAUUAAUCGAGCCAGCUGCCCAUCUUGAAAUAAAUGAUAUAGUCCACGUUGAAAAUCCCAACUAUCUGAAUCAGUUGGCUUUUCUUAUGACAACAACGCGUAAAAGAACAAUAGCAAAUUACAUAAUUUGGAGAAUAACCUACGAAUCUAUACCCCACUUAAACACCCCGAUACCAAGAUGGAAGGAAUGUGCUGCCUUGCUAGUCGACAAAACCAAGGGCAUACCUGUAGGUGUUAGUUCUCUUUACAUCAGAAGAUUUUUUAACGAGGAAACAAGAAGAGAUGUAAGGGAUAUUGUGCAUGCUAUCGGAGAUGAAUUCAAACUUGUGGUUCUGAAGCUUCCAUGGUUGGACGAUGCCGCGAAAAUCAAUGCUAUUAAAAAAAGUUUAUUUAUGAAACAAAUCGUUGGCUAUCCCGAUCAGUUGAAAAACAACAAAAUGAUUGAAGAUUACAGCCGUAGUUUGGAAAUAUUUUCAGAUCAUUUUUUAAAAAACAUUCUGAAUGUACAAAGAUUUCAUUACGAACACUCAAUGUUAGGAUUUAAAGAAUCAAUCGAUAAGAGAGCAUGGCUUUCGUUUACAGACUCAACAACGAUUAAUGCAUAUUACUAUUCCGUUUUUAAUUCAUUUGUGUUGUUAGCUGCCUUUCUACAACCACCAUUAUUCAAUCACAAUUGGCCCACUUAUGUAAAAUAUGGAAGCAUUGGAUUUAUAAUUGGUCAUGAAACUAUGCAUGCUUAUGAUGCAGGAAUAAUUUUUUAUGAUGAAACAGGAAGUUUUAACCCACAAUUGUCACGUGCCCAUCAAAUGGAAUAUGCCAAGAGGAUUACUUGCUACAUACAACAAUAUGAACAAUUUAAAGAUGAUGAGCUUGGUUUACAUGUGGACGGAAAGCUUACUAUAAAUGAAAAUUUAGCUGAUAAUGUUGGAAUAAAAGUUGCAUAUAAUGCCUAUAAGAAAUGGGAACAGGAGCACAUAGUUGAAGAAAAACUUCCUGGUCUCAACUACACACAAGAGCAAAUUUUCUGGAUCAGUUCUGUCAAUUUUCUUUGCAGCAAAGAUACACCGGAAUAUCGUAUGAAUCUUUUAUUAACUGAAGAGCAUACGCCAGAUAAAUUUCGAGCCCAAGGGCAUGUAUCAAAUUUAGAAGAGUUUGCUAAGGCCUUUAACUGUCCGAAAAACUCACCGAUGAAUCCUACGCUGAAGUGUAAUCUUUCAUAAAGUUUACUCAUUAUUUAUCAAGUUAUGACAAUUGUUUCUAUCUCAAAUAUUAUAUUUUUACCCAUUUUUUAAAUACAGAAUAAAGAACUAAACAUGAUAAAUUUA
Molecule: messenger RNA, 4221 nt
Organism: Nasonia vitripennis (jewel wasp)
Lineage: Eukaryota; Metazoa; Arthropoda; Insecta; Hymenoptera; Pteromalidae
Product: neprilysin-2
Exons: 20
Coding region: 1-4116 (1371 amino acids)
Biological process (GO): protein processing
Cellular component (GO): plasma membrane
Molecular function (GO): metalloendopeptidase activity
Source: RefSeq, a predicted model, not a curated record